AUGAAAAGCGGAAGUUCCUAUUAGCAGCAAUAAUUUAAAUCUCCUUUGGGCUCGUUUUACAACCAGCAUCAAUAACUGCAGGAUAGUAAUGGGAAAUAUCUUCCCAUUUAUGAGCAAGAUGAAGAAUCAUCAAUAUACUAGUGUAUAAUUUUAUUCAAUAACUUGAUAGUGUCAAAAAAUACGAUAGAAGAACCUAAUAUUGAUGAUGAAUACCAAGAGUUUUACAGAUCUGAAGACAUUGAGAGCAUAUAGCAGCUGCAAUAAAGAGAACUUAUCUCAUAGAGAAAGUAUACAUUAAGUGUUAAUAGAUUUAGAAAGGGAAAUCCUAAAAUAUUUUAAAAGCUUUAUGAUUAAGCGCUUCAUUAAUAGUAAAAGCAGAAGCUUUUAAUGAGUUCAGAUAUUAGCUAAAGCUAAGAGAGCGGCUAUUUGAAUCAGAGUGAUGAAAUUGAGCUUGCUAAGUAAAAGAAAAGGGCUGACUCCCACAAGACUAGAUAUGUGUUUGAUUCGCUUUAUUAAGACUUCUAUAUAAAGAGAUAAGAGCAUGAAAUGAAAAGAAAGCUAUAAGAAGACGAAAGAGUUUUAAGAGCAAGUUCAAAAGGCAAAUAGAAUUCUAAAAGUGUGCAGAUUAACAAUCAUAGAGCAAUGAAAGACAUAAAAGGCUUGAUUAUGCUGUUCAAAGGUGAUAAUAAUACUAUUGGAAUUAGAGAUUUGUCUAGAAUUCUAUUUCAUUUGAGCACUUUUAAUCAUAGUCCUCAAGAGAGAUAGAACAUAAUUGGAGGAAUGCCUCCCAGUAGAAUGAAACUGGAAAUUAGAUUUGAGGAGGAGCUUUGGUUUUAGUUCUGCCUUUCAUUAAAGGAAAGACUUCCAAUAGUAAUUGCUCUGGAAAUACUCAAGAUCUUUUACACAAAGAACUCUGAACAAAUUUUAUCUCAUAAGGUAUAAGAACUAUAAGGGCUGAUUGAGUACAACUAAUAGAUUAAUCUAAAGGAAAGAUAAAAGCAACUGAUAUAGAAAGCAUUCGAUCCAUUAUUUCUAAAGUAUAAGCAAGUCACACCUAAAGAAAUCAUAAACGAUUUUCUCUAGCUCAAUUUCGCUCUUGGAACAUAUAAAAUAAGGGAUCUUUAUUCUAAGAAGCAAGUCAGUGAAAUGAGAUAGAGAAUAAAUGAAGUUAAUCACAGGUAAGAUAGAUUUUCUUAGUUAAAAGAAUGGACCAACUCCAAACUGCUUAGAAGACUCUCAACAUCCUCUAGAAAGAGCCAUUCAAGCAAAUCUUUGACCAAUAUCUUCAAUAAAUUUGGACAAAUCAAUAGGCCAUAAAUCUAGCAAACUUAGCCAUUUGAUUAAAAGCCAAUCUUUGAUCUUUAGGAUUUAGAUUCGAAUCAAAAUAGCAAGCAAAAUAUAUACGAUGAUGAUUAUGUUUAAGAGACCAUAGAAGAUGAGGGUGAAAAUAACAAUAAAUAUCAGAACCUAAACUUAUUCAGUGAGUCUAAUAAAAUAGAUCUCAAGACCAUAAAUAAUUUGAAGCUAAAUAAAAGAAGAACCAAGGAUUUCUAUGAGGAAAAUCGUAAGAAGCCAGCAUUAUUCACAAUAAGCAGUGCUUUGUUAAAUAAUUAGAACCUAAAGGAGACUCAAAUAAUGAACUCAAAUUCUUUUGCACAGACUCACUCCUCCAGAUCAAACAGCAAAAGUAAGAGAAAUCAUAGCAAUCAAAGGAUCAAUAAGCAGGACUAAGCCAGUAUACCUCUAAAGCAUAUAUCAAUCACCUCAUCUUAAAGAUAAAAAUGGAGUAGAGGGGGGAGUAUAUCUAACGCCAUAGACAUUGAAAGCGAAAUAGGGGUUGAAUAAAGCGUAAGCACUCAGAGAUAUCAGAUUAAAGAUAGCAUUCAGCUGAGAAGGUUACAUGACAGUGUUGAGAGGGAAAAUUCUAUUAAGAGACCAUUAUCCUUCACAACUCCAGACUAAUUAAGUUUCCACUAGCACAUGACAAGUUUUGACAAGUCUGACUUUAGAAAUGGCACCAAUAUAUUCUAGAACAGUGAGGUCAAAUAAUUUGAAAUGGAUAAUGAGACAUAAUUUCUAAGAUAAUAAAGUGAAGUGCCUCCCAGGCCAAAUAGACAUAGACAGUUUAACUAUUAAGAAGACUCUGAUGAGAUAUUAUUCUACUUUGAUUUGCAAAUUGAUAAGCAUAGAGUAAAGCAGAUAGCAGUGAGGAGAUAUGAUUCACCUUAGUAGAUAAUAAAUGAUUAUUGCAAGGAUGAAAAACACGUAAAUUACUAGGCACUCAAAAAAUUAGAAGAGUUUCUUACCAUUAAAAUCAGAGAGCAUACAAAGGGCUAAAAUAUAUCUCUGCAAUAAUACAUGUGA
Stylonychia lemnae is the source of this 2364-nucleotide messenger RNA. The record is from the annotation of a GenBank genome assembly. Lineage: Eukaryota; Ciliophora; Spirotrichea; Sporadotrichida; Oxytrichidae.